AAUAACAGGAGAUACACCAUUGAAAACCCUGAUAAUCAUCUUUAUAGCUUUGAAAAACAGUCGUGAGGAGAGAGAGAGAGUAUGAGCAUUUCAGUUGAGCCUAUUCUGCCCUGGUUUGUGUUUGCUGCGGUGACACGGUGCCGCACUGAGUGAAGAUUGCGUUCAUAAUCACUUAUUUGGGGUGGAGUGGGGAAAGGAGAGUCAGGAAGUGAGGAUAUUUAUAUUAUUUGACAUAUUAUUUGAUAACAUGUCAACUUUUGUGUGUGUGUGUGUGUGUGUGCGCGGGGGUGGGUGUUGGAUCAGUGACAGGUGGCGCUGCUGGGGAGUUACCACUGCGAGCGGCUGGCUGGCUGCAGUGUUUUGGUCAGCACUGGUCAGUCUUGCCCCACACGCUCUAUUAACCAGUGUUUCCGUCUUCCCGACACCUUCUUCCUGCACCAAGCACCGUCAAGCAUCACCAGAGAGGCACGAGUACGUAAGCUAUCCAACAUCAGAACAGUAUAUGAAUAUGGCAAAUGCUGUUUUGACAUCAUUUCCUGCCAUCCUGAGAAACAGUGAUCUCGAGGAGCAUGAAAUGCAGCUGCAAUGGAAAUUGCACAUCCAGUGCAAGUUUCAGAAUUCAAGAAAGAGGCAGGAUUCCUCAGUGACUGAGGUGACGUCAAGGAAAAAGAAGAUCCCUUGCAUAGCGCCAAAAGAGACUACAUGUCCACUGAUGUAUGGAGUAAAGGCUAACCUUCCACCAAGGCUUCAUUCAGAAGAUGAUGAGUCAUUAGAGAGACAUAGACAGUGGCUUGCUCUACACUGGAUGAAGAAAGAUCCCGAGUUAGAUAAGCUAUCCAACAUCAGAACAGUAUAUGAAUAUGGCAAAUGCUGUUUUGACAUCAUUUCCUGCCAUCCUGAGAAACAGUGAUCUCGAGAAGCAUGAAAUGCAGCUGCAAUGGAAAUUGCGCAUCCAGUGCAAGUUUCAGAAUUCAAGAAAGAGGCAGGAUUCCUCAGUGACUGAGGUGACGUCAAGGAAAAAGAAGAUCCCUUGCAUAGCGCCAAAAGAGACUACAUGUCCACUGAUGUAUGGAGUAAAGGCUUACCUUCCACCAAGGCUUCAUUCAGAAGAUGAUGAGUCAUUAGAGAGACAUAGACAGUGGCUUGCUCUACACUGGAUGAAGAAAGAUCCCGAGUUAGAUAAGAUAAUCAAGGAGUUCCUGAGAUUAGAACCACAAGCGGAUGAACCAGACCCAAGAGUAGCAGUUUUGAAAGGGCUGGAGAAAUAUAGGCUCCCAAUAAUUGCCAUUCUCAAAAAAAGAAAAGCAGUUCCUCUGUAUAUGGAAACCUUACUUGAACUCUAUGACCACGAUGAAAGUCAAUAUGCUUGCUUAGUUAUAUUGGGGUUACUUCACCUGCUUGGAGAAAGGAAAGAUUCCAUUUUUACUAAGAUAUUUUUCCUGUAUCUGAGUUGGGCAAGCCAGCCCAGCUCAGUGCCGGUCACAAGCCCGGAUAAAUGGGGAGUGUUGCUGACAGGUCUAGUCAACCGAGCGUCAAAAACAAGACCAAACAUAAAUAAUGAACCUUAGGAAUACCUGUAUACUGGUAAUUUUUAUGUAUAGCAGGGAUGGACUAUUAUCUUGUCUGUUAAAUUUAGAAACACCAUUGUAGAGACUGAAUGCUCCAAUAAAGUGUUCAGUGCAAAUUUAACAGUGGUAUGAUAUACAGUACAGUAGUGUAUAGUGUAUAAUUUAAUUAAUAAAUUAGUAUGGAAGGAAAACCCGACAAUCAGGGUGCAGUCUCCAGCAAGUGUUUUCAUCCAGACUUGUGUGGAUGUACUCAGCUCUCUUGAAUCAAAGGACAUGUCAAAGUGUCUCUGGAUGCUCUGAAUUUGCUUGGGAAAACACUCAGAAUCCAUUUGAGAGGGCCCAGUCAGAAAUGGACCAUGGCCUUAGCUUGAAGAAGCAGCAGACACAGACCAGGUAAUUGCCUCAAGACUAUGAAGAACUUUUAUAACUAAUGCCUUAAGUGUCAGGCCUGCUAUUUACUUUACUUCAUUUGAGGCAAAAAUGAAAAUGAUGUAGAUAACCUGGUAUGGGAGAUGAUGAUGACGAACUAUGCUUCCUUGCCUUACUAAUGCAAUAUGUACCAAUUUACUUGCAUUGUGAUUUACUUAAGCCAGAUAGCAUUUACUCAUUAAAUAUGUCAAAUUUUAAGUAUUAUAUAGUUCAUGGUUGUUUUCAAGUAGUUACAGUUAUGCAUGCAGUAUAUAAAAUUAUGACGGGUGGUUUCACAUAGUUAAGAGUCAUAAAUGAACUUGCCCACAGGAUAUAAAGAUGGAGAGAAAUAGACCCAUCACCUACACUCAGCAUAUUCCAGUGAUUAUUUGACUUUACAUAAAUAACACACUGAAUAUAGAUAAAUGCAUCUGAGGUUCCCUUUCACUCUCUGCUAGUAAAACUGUGAUCAGCAAACAAGCUUGCUAUUACUGCCUACCCUCCUCUAUUCUCCCAGCCUUACACUAACAUUUCCAACUUUGCAUUAAUCUCUCUCAUGCCAUCCAUAACAUAAAACAUUGAGUCACCAUAGAAUCAUCACUCACUGGCCUCACUUUGCUCCAAUAACAAAACCCUCACUGCAAUAAUUCAUCCUAAGUAACAUGUUUUCACCCUAAGCAGCUCUUACCCUAACCACACCCUAGCUUCCUCUCCUGCCCACGCAUCAUCUUAUCUUGGAAAUUUUCACCCUGUGCAUACCAAACUAACACAUAUUCACCUUAACAGUAUUUCACCCUUAUUAAUUCCCUCAUCCCAACCCAACCCUCUCUCAACCUACCUCCCCCUCAUAGGCUGCUGACAGGGUGCUAUAACAACAUCCUACCCCUGUGGUUUGUGCAGGUGCUGGUGGUGGAGGAAAAGGAUGACAAUGCCCACCGUAUCACAAUCCCUGAUCACCACACCCCUGUCAUGUCUGUCACCUUAAUACAUACUGUAACCUUCAUGUUGUCAUUCAUCAAGAGAGAGAGAGAGGGACCGAGGAGGAAGAGAGAAAGAGAAUUUGAACAAGCAAGAAGAAAAAAAGAGAAUUUUGUAAAUGAAAAGAAGGAAAAAGGAAGAAUAUGAGAGAGAUAGUUUUGUGUACUGCUACUACUACUACUACUAAUACUACUAAUAAUAUGACUCCAAUUGUCAGUGGGGAGUCAAUAGGAGCUUUGAAAGACUAGAUAAAUGUAUGGAUGGGGAAAGAAGCAGGCAUGUCUCAUACAAGGACUGCAACAUGUAGGCCUGAUGGCUUCCUGCACCAACUCUUGUGUUUUGAUGUCUGCCACAUCACAACACUACACCAUCUACCUUACCAGACAAAUAGAAAACCACCAAAUAUUUAUUGACUUCCUCUCUCACCCUGAAAACUGAAAAACACCCAAAAUAUUCAUCUACCAUUACUUUGAGAGAGAGAGAGAAAGAGAGAGAGAGA
Messenger RNA from Scylla paramamosain (green mud crab), 3453 nucleotides. RefSeq lists its product as uncharacterized. The transcript is spliced from 6 exons. The record is from RefSeq and is a predicted model, not a curated record. The coding region runs from base 855 to 1568 and encodes 237 amino acids. Lineage: Eukaryota; Metazoa; Arthropoda; Malacostraca; Decapoda; Portunidae.